This is a messenger RNA of Trichoplusia ni (cabbage looper), 2454 nucleotides long. RefSeq names its product serine protease HTRA2, mitochondrial-like. Gene Ontology annotation, molecular function: protein binding; serine-type endopeptidase activity. The transcript is spliced from 14 exons. Bases 176 to 2305 code for a protein of 709 amino acids. The record is from RefSeq and is a predicted model, not a curated record. Gene Ontology annotation, biological process: proteolysis; programmed cell death; positive regulation of apoptotic process. NCBI's taxonomy places the organism in Eukaryota, Metazoa, Arthropoda, Insecta, Lepidoptera, Noctuidae.
AUUCGUCGUUCAUUCAGUUGAGCGCCCGCUUUCGCUUCGGAAGGUCGUUGGUUGUGUGUUUUUGCAUAAGUUGUAUUAUCGCAUCGAGAAAGUAAUAAAUUGUAUCUGUUGAUUAAUGUGUUUUAUAAGCAGCAAUUUUUUCUCAGUGGAAAUAUUAUAAACAAGUGCAGUUAAAAUGUAUUUCGGAGGCGUUGAAGGCGGCGCGACCCACUCAAACUUGGUGAUAUGCGACGGGUCAGGCAGGGUGGUGGGUAGGGCUAAAGGUCCAGGCACCAACCAUUGGACCCUCGGUAUCGAUGAGUGUGCUAACAGGAUCAUAGCCAUGCUGCAGUCAGCUAAGGAUGACGCCGGUUUGCCGAAGGAUAAACCGUUGGAUUCUUUGGGACUUACCCUCUCUGGGUGCGAGCAAGAAAGCAGUAAUGCAGAGCUGGCUUCCCGUGUGAAGGAAAAGGAUGGCAAUAGUGCUAAAGCGAUUUAUGUGGCUUCGGAUACUGCCGGGUCGCUUUUCACUGGUGCCCCUGAUGGUGGAAUGGUGCUUAUUGCUGGUACAGGAUCUAACGCUCUCUUGAGGACUCCAGAUGGACAACAGCAUGGCUGCGGUGGAUGGGGAUAUCUAUUGGGAGAUGAAGGGAGCGCAUACUGGAUCGCACAUAAAGCAGUGAAAACAGUCUUCGAUGACGUUGACGGACUUCAGCCAGCCCCCCACCCAACAGACAGAGUUUGGGAAGUGAUAAGAGAACAUUUUGACGCAGACACGAGAGCAGACCUCCUGCCACACGCCUACAAACAUUUCGACAAGUCUAUGUUUGCUGGUGUAACAUCAAAACUAUCAGCCCUAGCAUACAAGGGCGAUGACCUCUCCCUCCACAUAUUCGCGUCAGCUGGCGCCGCACUAGCUUCGCACGCGGCCGCGCUCGCGACACGGUCGAGCGCGCCGCGACUGCGGGUCGUGUGCGUCGGGUCCGUUUGGAAGAGCUGGGAUAUACUCAAGCCAGGGGUUCUCAAACAGCUGGCUAAGAGACGGGUUACCACAGAGCUUGAAUUAGUAAGACUCCGCGUAUCAAGCGCAAUGGGAGCCGCCUGGCUCGCAGCAAAGCACGUUGACUACGAACUACCUCGAGACGAUUCCGCAUUCUGCACAGUUUUCUACACUUACCACCCGGAAAACAUGCUCAAUGGUAACGGGGAAAUUAAUGGCAAAACAUUCAAUGGGAAACUCAAUGGCAACGGAAUUGCCAAUGGUAAUAUCCACAAAAUCAACAAUCUGGCGGUCGCGGCCGGGGUGAUAGGUUAUUUCAGUUUGAAAGAGAGACUGGUGGCAGCGACUGUUGAUGAUGGUAAUAAUUUAAAAGGUAGAAGAGAACAGUUUAACUUUAUAGCUGAUGUGGUGGCCGUGUCGGCGCCUUCAGUGGUGUAUAUCGAGAUUAAAGACAGUCGGAGACUGGACCUGUUUUCUGGUCAACCAGUGACUUUGUCGAACGGUUCUGGGUUCAUAGUGAAGGAAGACGGGUUGAUAUUGACGAACGCUCACGUUGUGGUCAACAAGCCUAACGCUAUAGUGAAUGUACGGUUGAUGGAUGGUUCAAUUCACACAGGAUUCGUAGAAGAUGUAGAUCUAAAAUCAGACUUAGCAACCUUACGCAUCCCUGUAAAGGGCUUGCCAACUAUGAAACUAGGCUCUUCGGCAGAUAUCAAGCCCGGUGAAUGGGUAGUUGCCAUGGGCAGUCCUCUGGCUUUAAGUAACACAGUCACAGCUGGAGUAGUUAGUUCUACACAGAGAGCCAGUGAAGAGCUUGGUCUAAGAGGCAAAGACAUGGUAUACAUUCAGACAGAUGCACCUAUCACAUUCGGGAACAGCGGAGGGCCGUUAGUCAAUUUGGAUGGAGAGGCGAUAGGCAUCAACAGUAUGAAAGUCACAUCCGGUAUCUCCUUUGCUAUACCCAUAGAUUAUGUCAAGGAGUUUCUAGCUAAGAGGACGACGAAGUCUCCGCAAGUGUCGCGGCGGUACCUCGGCAUCACGAUGCUGUCGCUCACACCAAACAUACUCAUGGAACUGAGGAUGAGGAAUCCAGAGAUGCCUUCAGACAUAGAACAUGGAAUUUUAGUUUGGAAAGUAAUCAUUGGAUCACCAGCUUACAAUGGAGGCCUACAACCGGGAGACAUAGUGACAAGUAUAAACACGAAACCAGUACGGACAGCUAGCGACAUCUAUAUGUUACUUGAGAACACUAGCGGGGCGCUGCGUAUUGAUGUCGUGAGAGGGCGCCAGCGGAUCGCACUGACUGUCACGCCCGAGUUGCACUGAAGUAAUUAUUGUUUUAGUUUGGUUCAGUAGACUGGGGUUAGUUGGAAAAAUAGUGUAAAAAGUAAGACUUGGAAAAAUAAACUUCUAAAUUAUAUUUUGUCUCAUGUUAGGUAACUUUUAGGCGAUUUUUAACUUAAGUGACUGCAAAA